Messenger RNA from Osmia lignaria (orchard mason bee), 13223 nucleotides. Lineage: Eukaryota; Metazoa; Arthropoda; Insecta; Hymenoptera; Megachilidae. The record is from RefSeq and is a predicted model, not a curated record.
ACUUAAAAAGCAUGAUCGAUACAGAUUAUAUUGUAACGUAGCUAAGCUACCUGGUUCCAGAAGACGCGUGAUAUCUGUGUAGUAGUCGUGUCCAAUAUGGCGUGUGUAUUGAGAAUUGCAUUAACGUGCAGGUGUGUCGUAUGAAGAAUAUAUAUUUUCGACCAAAUCAUUUGAAAAGGAACAAUAACUUUCUAUGAACCGAAAGAAGAAAUUUUGUAUUUUAAAGGAACAUUUGUAUUUGCUGUACAAUAGAAUCUGCUCUUGGCAACUGUUAUGCAGGUUCUGUUCCUGCCUCUAGUGCAUUAUUUUUGUGAAUGAAGUGAAUGAGAUAAAUAUUACCAAUUUGUACUCAAACAAUGUACAAUGAACUACGGUGGAAAUAUGCCAGAUUGGCACCAAUAUAAUACUUCUCAAACAAAUGAAGUUGCACCUCCUACUCAAAAUGUGAAUUCUGGUCACUUGGCAUUCAUUCCUGGUGUUAACCAUCCUACAUUGAAUGCCCUUAGUCUUAGUUCAGAGGGUCUUAAUAAGCAUCAGAAUGAUGCUAACUUUAAUCCAAGGAACUAUCAGUCCUACAACAAUGUCUCCAAUGGUCCUAAUAUUCCAAACAACAGUCCUCUUGCAUCGAUGGUGCAAAUGCAAAACUGUAUUGGCCACUAUGGUUCAACAAGUACAAGAAAUCCUAUGUUAGACAACAUAAAUGCUUCUGUGGAUCAUAGAAAUGCUACAGUUGCAGCUAUAAAUGACGAUAUAGGAUAUAGAACUAAUCAGGUGCCUUUUAAUGGGCCUAUUGGUCAUUUAAGUGGGCCAAGCUGUAAUUUAAAUUCAUCAUCUGGACCCGGACCAGGCUCUGGGUUUGGUCCAAGAACUAAUUCUGGGCCAGGAUCCAAUUCUGGAACUAAUUCUGGAAAUGGAACUGGUCCUAAUCCUAUGUUUGGACCUGGUCCUAGGCACGGACCUGUACCAGGACCUGGAUCAGGAGUAGGAUCUGGAAAUUUGGGACCAAGAAACGCUAACAUUGGUUCGGUAUCUUCUGGGAAACCUGGACCUUCUUCGUUUAUGUCUUGUAAGGGAACGUGUUGUAAUUCAGAUCCUAAUAUUAAUUAUCAACAAUGGGAAAAGUUUGGACCUUAUCAAAAUAAUACAUCAUUCAGAGAUAAUGUGCAUCCGUCUGGCUGCCAAAUGGAGAACCGACAUUUCGGAAAUAAUUGUAACUUUAGGAAAGAUAAUCUAGAAGCUAAAGAAGUAAUGGGACCUGUAUUAUCUAAUGCACCUGCCAUAGAUCAUAGAAGAAACUAUACCGAUUACAAGUACCAUAAGGAUCAUUUAGUACACAGAAAUUAUCCAGCAUCUUCUGGAAUGUUUCAUAAUUAUCCUGUACAAAAUUAUAAUUAUUCAACGGAACAUAAAAAAUAUAAUUAUCCCAUGAAAGAGCAUCCAAAAACAAAUAACAUGAAUAUUUCGAAUUCGGGAAUGCUUAAACAUCAGGAACAAAAUUUUAUUAAUCAGCAAAAAUUCAACAACAAACAGUUUCAAUAUCAAAAUGGAAAUAUGCUACCUAAAGGAGUGCCUACAUUAAAUGUUAAUGCCAAUAUGGCAUCAUCCCCUCAGAAUCCUUAUUUUAAUACACAAUUUUCACGAAAUAUUACAACGGAAAUGAAUCACGAGUGUCAAGAAACUACUGAUAGUGCUGCAAUUGUAAAUAGAAUGCCUAGCACGUUUAUGCAUAGUUCUCCUUCUCAGCAUCAAGUGUAUCAACAUAAAAUAGCAAUCCAAAAGUAUUCAAUGGAAAAUCACCUGAGAGAAUUGAGUAGGAUACCUGGUUAUCAGUCUCACCCGAAAUACAAAGAAUGUGUUCAUAGGUACAGAGAAAUAUUGAAACUACAACAAUCAACUAGUUACCAAAAUCCUGUUCAACAGGCGUCACGCGUUACAACAGCAGUUAAUGCUUCGGUAACACCGAUUAACUUGCAGUUUGAUCAGAAUGGUUUGCUAAUAAAUACGAGUUACAUCCCAGAAGGAUUUCCUAAAGUACAUCAUGCGCCAAACAUUGAACAACCAUCAGAGAACAUAGAGAAACAAACUAAGGAACAGACCAUUGCUAUUGCCACUGAGAAAUGUCAGCAAGCGCAACAGCCAGAACAGUUAAUAAUCCCUUCGCAGAACGAGCACAUUCCAUCACCGUGUGUAGAUACGUUUCAGAAGCAAAAUCAAUUCUCUAUAUACAAGGAUUUCAAUCAGAACCAAUUAAAAGUACAAACGAGCGAGAGUGAUAAUUUUAAUACGUUAAAUCCAGUUAAAAGUAACGAAACAGCGAUGAUGCAGCAGCAGAAAGCUUCUAAAGAAUUUGCCAAUAAACCAGAGCUUGACGUCCGACAAUUUUUAGCCAACUGGGAUGAAACCGACGACGAAGAUGCGUCGACGUCGAACUUGCAAGACUCUGUCUUAAGUGAAACAACACCGGUCGUUGUGGUAAGUUAUGAAAAUGUGGAUCUCUCGUCGAAAACAGCGCAGGGUACAGAGGCACAGGUACAGAAAAGAACCAGCUAUUGCUCAAACGAAACAGGCUUGGACACCGUGAAAGAAAGCGAAACGAACGUGAUAGCGGCCCAAGAUUGUUUGACGAUAUCCUAUUCGCCGACUGACAGCACCGAAAUUGCCAAGACGUCUAAACGUACGAUCAGAGAAGGUGUGGUGAAACCUGGCAGUAUCAUACACUGUAUAAGCAACGGUCCCGACGAGAUACCCACGAUACACAUAGUGGAUAAUUUAGAAAUAAGUAACAUUCUAGGCACGUGUAACGAACAAGUUAUACAAACAUUGGAGAAACAAAAGACGAUAUCGUUCUUCAAAGAAACGAGCAACAAUGAAACGGAAGCGAUGAACCUGGAGGACACCGAUCAGCAAGAUAAGAACGAAACUGAUGUAUUGUCUACCAGCUACGAGGGAUCUCUUAACGACGUAACUAAAACCACGAAUAUCGAGGAUUCUGAUCACGUUCAAGCCGCUACUGUCUCCAUAAACAAUCAAGAGUUGAGAGGGUUAUCAACAUCAACCAAGAGCAAUAUGGACUUGAAAAAACAGAACAGCUUCGUAAGCGAAGAGUCUCAUAAUCAUGAUGAUAUUAGUCUACCAGAUCUACCAACAUCAGAGUGCACACCGAUCUCUACUACGCUGAACACCCCUACUCAUUCCGACACCGAGGAAUCUUCAGAGCACUUGGAGGACUUGUCUAUAUCUACACACCUCAUAGAGGUGAUGCAGAACAGUCCUGUAAUCAGUUUUACUCAGCUGAACAGCGAGGAGAAGUCGAAAAAUGAAUCUCUUGGUACCCUGAAAUUGAAGUUCCGGAAGGAAAAUAGUUACAAAGCUAACGAGCAAGAGGUAACUCUUGAUAAUUUUGAUUUUUCUGCAGGUAAUUCUAAGGUAAGAAGUGUUGUCUCCGCUGGUACCAAUGCGAAUUUAAGUCCAACAGAGUCUGACGACGAAACGCGUGCGUCUAGAAGAAAAAAAGUAAAAACUUCAAGCGUAUCCACCAGCACCAGUCACUCUAAGAUUGAUCUGUGCGCCAGGAAAAGAGCAAAGGAGACGAUGGACUUGGAAGAUAAAGGUAUGAACAAAUAUUCAGAGAGAAGUUUAGUUUCAAAAAAGGAUACGGAUCAUUCGAGGCAAUCAAAGAGUUCUGAGACGAGAAGGUUUGACGAUGCAACCUCCUCCCAUAACGAGGAGAAUUCUCUGUGCCAUAUAACUUCUCAAUACAAACAUUAUUCCGUUGCUGUGAUAAAGGAUAACGUUAGUUUAAGCGAUAAGCGAUCAGCUCGCAGCACAGACAGGACUUCCGGCGAUAAGUCGGCAGAACUGCAAACGAGGACAAGCAACGAUACCAAAGAGCACGAUAGCGUACAGUUCCAAAGUUCAAGAAAAUCCGAAUUACUGCAGAAAGAUCUGAAACCCGUCGACGGGGAUGUUAGGUAUACCGCGGAGGAGAUACGUAUGUUGAAGGAGUAUAGAAGGAAAAAAGAAAAGCUCCAUCAAGCUCAAGAUAAAUCCAAACAUCAUUCUCAUAAAACUGUAGAGGAAAGGUCUCCGAAGAACGACGAGAACUCGUCUCAUCCUAGAAACAAGACAAACGAGCUUUUAUCCGUGGUAAAUCUGAGCACGAAAAAGCUGGACGCGCGAGAGGAGACGACAGGGCACGCCUGUUCAAAAAGCUUCCGUAAGAACGCUGACUUUGGGAUUCAAGUGGCGAACGUGAACUUGAAGAUCAAAGACAGCGACAUAGGCAAAGAGUUGAUCCUGGAGGAGAAGGGACAAGAACAGAUGAAGGAUUCCUUAGAAGGGAUUAAGAUUGAAAUAAAUGUAUCCUGCAAGGAUCAAAAUUUAAAGGGACAGGAGCAGAACAAACGGUUGUUGUACGACGACGGAGAUUUGUAUGAAAUUGAUGAACCACCUGCUUACACGAGCAACACGUUAGACUGUCAAUGUCGGUUACACGCCAAAGAACAAGAAAACGAUUCGAAAACGAUUGAUAAAGCUCACAGAGCAGCUGAGAAGGCUGUAGAUACUGCUGAGGUACCUUCUACCUCUGCUACAGAUACGAAUGCCGGUACCAAUCUGAAAAAACGUAGAAGAUCGUCAAUGGGAACGAACGAAGAAACGUGCGUUCUAACUUCAGACAGUAAAUCCUCGCAUAACAAUGCAUCUUGUAAAGAUACGUCGAUCGAGGGUACCGUUUGUCCCGUCGACGAUAUGGACACAGUUAAGUUAAACUGUGCAAUAUCUAAUACUGCCAUAGUCGAUGCAAAUAAUAAAAUUAAGGCGAAGAGUAAGUUGGAGGUUGGUGACACAGAGAAGGAUAAUAAUAAUAGGAGCUUGGAGACGAUGAAAGUACAAAAACCAGCUACCACGAGUCACGUGGACACUUCGACAGCGACGGAUGUGUUGAAGAGACACGAGGAAAAAGAAAUGGCCAGCAAGAAUGCAAAGAAACUGCCAGAUAAUAGCCCCGAGGUAAAUGCGAAAUCGCUCAGCUCCCUGAACGCUAUAGAUUUUAAUUUCGACUACAGGAAGUACUCCCAUGUGGACGAGUUGGACGACGAUUACCCGGGUAAAUGGAAGAAGCCAAAGAUCGAUCAGAUUUUCGAAGACUGCGACAUGUUUCAAAGUAGCAGCGGCUACGCGAAUCCUAUUUUCUCGAGCAUAGAUAAAAUGGAGGACUUGAACACAGUUCCUGUAUACACUACCAAAGAUGGCAAGAUAUCCUACAGUCCUAAUCGAAGGUUCACAUACCACGAGCUUAUGAUGGAGGCACGCAGACGAGAAGCUUGUUUCUCCGGGAAGAAGUCACAUUAUGCGGAAACAUGGAACAACUAUUACGGUUCAAAGUUCCGGAAAUUGUACAAGAGGAAACGGCAUCAUCCUUUCAACGAGCGAAAGAAGCACGAAUUCAAAAAUACUAAGUAUCUUUAUGAUAGAAAAAGAAAUUACUCUGACGAGUUUUAUGGAAGAGGUCAGACAAAGUACAAGGAUUACGUGCAUAGCAUUAAGAACAAUAAUGCUGACUGGUUGGAUCAUUAUAAAAUGGACAAGAUGUAUAGUAGUAGCGACUCGGACGAGGAGAUUGUGAAUUGUAAUAAGAGUCGCAUUGCUGAGGCUAGCAAAAGAAGUCAUGAAACUAAGAUUGAAUCCUCUAAGUCACCUGGAAACCAUGUUACCAUUGAUGCGUUGGAUCUGGAGUGUAAGGAGAAAGAGGAUACUACGUCUGAUGCUUGCUUAAGUAAAGAUAAAGAUACGAGUUUAAAAGACACACAGCCUGUUCUACCGCCUGAUGAUGAUAAAGGUACUUUAGUGACAGUGACGGAAGAUCAAGAAAAUGAGAAUGUUAAAUCUACUCUAGAUGAAUGUUCAGUGUUGAAUAAAUCGUGUGAUUUACCGCCAGAGAAACUGGAAUCAAAUGAGAGUGAAAAUUUGGAUGAAGAACGUAUCGAGCAACAUGAUAAAUCUAAAGAUUCAAUUAUUUCUGGCAACGAGGAAGAAAAUAUAAAUACUGCAGAUGGAUCUUCACCUGUAAAGUCGCUCAAUGAAGUUUCUUUGUUCACUGAAAAUAAGCAAACGUCCGUUUCGAGUACUGUUAAAGAGGAAAAGAACGCCACAGAUAUUGAUAAAGAAAAAGAGGAAACCGGUGACGAUACAAAAGUGUUGGAUGAUCAGGUUUCACUUGCAGAUGACAGCAAAAAUAUACAGAUUGAAAUUUGCAGAAACAUGCAAGCUAAACCGUCUGAAUCAUUAGAAUUAGAAACAGACGUGAUGGAUUGUUCUUCGGUAAAAGAACUUUCAGAAUUCCACGCGGAUUCUGAUAACGUAGCUGAGCAGGUCUCGCAAGAAUCUCUGGAAUCUGAAAAAUAUAUCAACGUGUCUAACGAGAUAGCUGAAGAAUCGUCUGAGAAUAUUAAAGACAAAGUAGACGAGGAGAACUCAGUGGUAUGCGAGGAAAAUGUUUUAGAAUGCAAGGAAGCGAAUGUCCAUCUUACCGAAGAGAUAGUCACUCUGAUCAAAGAACGCGAAGAAUCUUUAAAUGAAGAAAUUAAAAAAAGUACUGAAACCUUGGUAGAUGAAAACGAUAGUAAUUCUCCAAAAGAAGCUGAAAAUGAGAAUUCAGAAGACCGAAAGAAAUCUGAAUCUCAGAUUGAUGCUACGACUGAUCAACAAAAUAAUUCAGAAUACACUUUGCUUGAAACUGUUGAAAAUCAAAAAGAUACAAUCAUCAUUCCUGAACAAUUGGAUAAUGAAGAAUUAAUGCUAAUGGAUUUUUCUAAAGAAACAGUUUACAAUGAAGAUGAUAAUACUGCUGAAAGUUUAGUUUCAUCUAAUACAAAAGAAAUACAAAUUACUUUAUCAAAUAUAAAUGAAACUCCAAUAGAAGAACAAGUGACAAUUGAUGAUUUGAAGGAUCGUUAUAACGAAACUCGUCUUGAGGAAUUGCAGAAUAUUUCUGUGCAUAAUUCAAGUCGAAAUUCUUCGGUAGAAAAAGAGGUGCCUGUUUUGAACGAGUAUUGCACUAUCAAAAAUUCUGAAAAUAAUAUAGAUAGAACAAAGGAGGAUGAAGAUAAUGGAAAACCAGAUCAUUCGUCAUUUUUCAAUCCUGAUGAUAGCUCCAAUCAUUCGUCAGAAAGCAAUAUGGACGUGAAAGCAAUACCAAAGCUAAUCAUUAAGAAAACCGACGCUUCAAAUCCAAAAUCAGAGUCUCUGUCGAAUUGCUUAGAGUCUGAUAAUUGCACCGAGAGAUACGAUGCAAAGGUACUAUCUAAAACACGUCCUAAGAUUCCAAAAAUGAUAAUCGUAAAGAACAGAUCUCGUUCAGCAACUCCUAUCGUAGAGCUGUUGGAAAAAGGGAAAUCCGAAAGAACCCAUUCUUCAGAGGACAACGACGUUAGCAUAAAUAACAGCGACUCGGAACAGUACACAUUAAAGUACAAUGACUACACCAGCAAGGUACCAAAAGUGAAGAUAAAAUUGGAGGAUAUAUCCUCCAAGGACUUGAAGCUCUACUUGAAACGCAAAGCUUUAUCCAAGAAAAGUGUUCCAAAGGUGAAGAUCAAAAAGCUUAAGACUCAAGACACGAAGGCACACGCUUCAGUGUCAAAAUUUGAAACAGAAGAUACCUCGGAGACGGAUGCUAUUGAUUCAAACGACGAAGAAAAUGUAUUUCACGAAUCAAUGAUUAGUGAUGCAGAAUCUGAAAAGAUACCAAAACUUAGGUUAAAGAGACAAGAUGAAGAGAAGUCGCCAGAUCGAACGAAGGAAAAUGAUUCGAACGCUUCGAAAGUAACGCCAAAGAAAAGCAAGAAAACUAGGGAGGAAGAUACAAAGCAUUCUGUGAAGUACGACAAUAUCACUACGAACGAUGAUGAACUGAGAAAAAAAUUCCCCCAGUACAUCGUCGAAAAGAUUCCUAAAGUUAUAAUCAAAAGAACGCAAAUAGGGACCGAGUUCAAGUGUGAAAUCAGCAAAGGUAAAAAGACCUCGAUUGCUGAAACCUCAAAGUGGCAACCAAAGGUGAAACUGCAAAGACUGGAGCUUCUGGAUCACAUUGUAAAAGAUUUGAAGCAAUCAAAGAUCACGUUGAGGAAUAUAUUCAACACGCCAACUCGCAUUACGGAUAGUAAUAUCAAUGAUACUGACAACAGGGAUUCAAGCCAGGGUAACAAAGUUAAAUUAUCUAGGUCUAAUUCAGCGUCAAAUUUAUCAACUGUUAAGUGUAAACAAAGAAGGCUAUCAGACUUUGAUUACUCAAAAAUGGAUAUGGAUAACAGGGUAGCUGGUCUUAAAUCAGUUGACAGUGAAAACAUAGGUCUAAAGAGGAAAAGUAAAAAGAAAUUAUUCUCUCAGAGUAAACAAAUAGAUCCUUAUCUAAAUAGUGAAAAUGAAAAUGAAGCAGAUGAAAUUACAUCAGAGAAUAUGUUGAGGGACUCGUUCAGAAAUCUUCUUAUGGACGAAUAUAAUGAUCUGAUGACUAUAAGGAGCGAAUUCUCAGACUUUACGACUGAGGAAAGCACACCUUUCAUAGGAAACAAAUUCUUAGAAUCUGAUAAUGCACAAUCGUAUAAUUAUGACACUAAUGACAAUUCCAUUAUCAAAGUCGAGUCUUCUGAUGAAAGUCAAACCACCAUUGAAAUUUUACCAGCAUCACCGGACAGCUGUGAUGGUGAAACAGAAAAAAAUUCUGAAUUUGAGAACAUUGAUAGAUUGCACAUAGGUGAUGCUAUGCCAACUCAGUUAGAACUUGAAUUGGAACUUAUGGAUAAUAAUAUGCAACAUUCUGAUGUGUUUAAUGAUCACGCGUCGCAUUCCAGGGGUAAAUGUGCUAACAAAAAAUCAACGAAAAUAUACUUCAGCGAAUUUCAACGUUCUUCAGGAAAUACUUUUAAUCGGGAUAUGUUCAAGCAAACUGAACAGAGUUCAGAGAAUACGUCGAGUGAUUAUUUUUAUUGCAACGACCUGUUAGUUAAAGAAGUACUAGCCGCCAAGGAGGCGUUAAAGAAAUGUCUGGCUCGACCUGAGAACCAAGAUUUGGAAAACAGGAAGUCAAGGCCUAAAACUGUGGCAGAGAAGAAGCAAGGUUUAAGUUUUGAUUUUAAGGGUUUUGAUGAAUCACGUAAAUCUGAGAAUGCAGACUGUAAUGACGGUAAUGAUAAUGUAACGAUACAUAGAAAGUCUAUAAUUUUGGAAAAGAAAGAAUACUUAAGAAAGAAUAAGCACCUCUCCAUGGAGAAAGAGACUGCUUCAGUGAAUUCACAAAAUGAAAGUCCUACAGCUUCUACGUGUGGAUACACUAAUGUACCUGAGUCAACUACAAUUUCGUUAAAAGCUUCUAAGAAAAUUGAUGAAAAUUCAGCGAAUGAAAUAUCUGUAAGUACAGAAGCAGAUGUUUCUAAAUUAGCCGAUGAACCAGGCAAUGCAGGUGAUGUGAAAGAUCUUCAUGGAGAGAAAUCUGAAUGUCAAAAACCUCUUCAAUGUCAAAAAGAUGACGGUUCUAAUGAUGCAAAGAUAAAGGAAGAUAAUAUGCCAUUAUUGGUACCAGAAUUUUCUUUGAAUUUUGAUUCCAGUUCGGAUAGAGAUAGUUCUAGAUCUCCGCCUGUUAUAACAAAUCAAGAAGAGGUUGAUAAUGCUGCAGUGAGCGAGAAAAGUAUAGAGAACAAAGUGAUAACUCCUAUUGAGAAAAUUGAGGAGAGCAAGGAACAUUCUUACAAGGAUUGUGAAAUGACCAUUGCUGAUAUUAUAACGGAAUUAGCUUAUCAUGAAAAGGCAACAAUAAAACAUAAAAGAUACUGCAACUUAUGUGAAAGAUGGUUUCCCACAGCAUCACGACACCGACGGCACUUAGCUGGAUAUCAACAUCGGUACAUGGAACUAACACAACGUAAAAGCAUUCAUGCACUUUUUAUUCUUUUCACUGGUAAACCUUGUCCAAGACUUUUACCAGCGAACGUCAUUCGAAAUGAUUGUUCUAUAGGGGAAUUAACGCCGUUACAAAUCGCUGUUCAGGAUAUCGCAAAAUGUGUAGAAUACACACAACAGAAUUUGAAAACAAAAGAUUGAUAAUAACGAGUUUUAGAAAAUUAUUUUGGUUACAUAUACGCAUUUCCUGUGAUCACCUAUACUGGAACAAACGAUGUGAGUACCUUUAAACAAGUACUGUAAUAAUAAACAAGUAAGUGACACUUUUAAUCUCAAUCAAAUUGUACAUGAUUACUACUAAUUAUUGCUGUUUGGUAAUAAUAUUGCCGUUGUACAAUUAUUAUUAAAAAAAAAUUAACAUUCAUGAACUUUGCGUAGAAGCUUUGUUGAUUGAUGUUAAUUGUUAAAAGUUACUUGAAAAAAAAAGAAUAUUAUAAGUAGUUGUAUAUUUAGCCAAAGAUUUUAGCAAAAAAAAAAAACGUACAUGUUAGAUUAUUUAUAGUUUUCGAGGACUACACAGUCUUUUAUUUGUACAAAUGAAAAUAUGAGUAAUAGAGUAAAUUAAUGUGCUCGUUACAAAUUUUUAUUUAUAUCGUGAAAAGACUUAUAUAUACAAUGUAUAAAUAUAUACACCUAUAUAUAUACAUAUUAUAUACAUAUAAAUAUCUAGAAUCAUAUGUAUAUUUAUUAUUCUUGUUUUAAAAAAAUAUGUACUCUUGCAAUGUUAAACAGAACUAGAAGUAUAUACAGUUACAUUUGUAUAAAGUUAUAUAUUUUAAACAGGGGUAGUCGAAGUGAUAAGUAUCUAUACUAUAUGUUAAAAAAUGAAAUAAAUGAACUAUGAGAUGUUACGCAAGUAUGCACCUUCAGUUUACUUUAUGACGAUAUUUCUUACAAGCAAUAACAUCUCAUAGUUUAUAGAAAAAUUUAUAAAGUGUACAGCGAUACCUAUUCACUCCCCUGUUAUACGUUUAUGUUUGAUUCAAACUAUUUAAAUAUGUAUGCCUAAUGAGUUACUGUUCAUACAAUAUCAAAGUUUUUAAUUGUUUUAAAUGUUAUAACUGUUUUCUUAUUAUGAUUAUAUUAAUAUACAUGCACUGGAAGUGGGAAAAGUCCUUAAAGAAUGAGUUCCUGGCUAUAGAAACGAAUGGAAUAAGUGUAUUCUUUAUUAAGAGGCUAAAAAGAAAACAGGUGUUAUACUAAUACAGGGUUAACAGACUAUAUUGACAAUCGCUUUAUAAUUUUGCUUUCCUGGUUUACAUUCCAAAGAAUAAAAAGACAGUAGAAGUCACUUUACAGAAAAAGGCUAGUUUUAUGUUGAAAUUUAACUAAAUAAGGAAGAUAAAGAAUAUAUAUAUAUAUAAGUCCAUCAAUUGUUAUUCCACUUAAUAUUUUGUUUAAUAAGUUUGUUUUAACUGUUUCAUAUUUUAUUCGCACGAGUGCCUUAAAAUACACCUAACAGUAUUUGUCGUAUCGUGUUAUUAUACAUCAUACAAGAUUGAAUAGAAUUGUACCCAUACACACUACACUUUUGUGUGUACUGUACACCGAUGACAAGAUGUCCCAUGAGAAGCAUGCAUUUGCAUUUGUCUCAUGGGACAUCUUGUCAUCGGUGCACUAUACUUCUAAUGUUCUUGUAUAGUAUAUGCAUAACGUAUGUUACAGUUAUGAGAAUAUAAAUAAAAACGUAUGAUUGUUUAUUACCGCUUUUAUUGUAAUUUUAAUAUAAGAACUACUUCAGAUGAUGGAUUCUUUGAACUUUCUUAUUUAUAUAAUGUUAUGAUACUAUAUACAUUGAAUGAAUGUUCUCAUGAUUGAAGCUCUGUUAUGCACAUAUUUUAUGAUAUCAUUGUGUGUUCUAUGUGCCUAAAUUUUAAGGAAUUUAUACGCAUCUGAAGUUCAAAUAUGCAUAAUAACACUUAUGCACAUAUAACAUAUGACUAUGAACAUUAUACAUCACGUGUACAUUGUGUAAAGAAACAGAAAUCUGAAAUCUUUUUAUAAAUACUGAUAAUUAUGUGAUGCAAAAUUGUAUCUGUUUGGUGACAUGUGUGCUGUGUUUCAAAAAAUCUAAGAAUUAAAAAACUUUUUUGAAAUAUAUUAAUUAUGGGUAUGGAAUAUCCAUGUAAAUCAGUUACAAAAGGAAAUUACUAUAGUAUUUUAUCAUUCAUUAUUAUAAUUGAUUAUUUUUUAAAUAUUUGAAUUCUUUCAUUCAAAUUCAAAUUAUUUGUUGUACAAAUUUAGACCGGAAUAUUCUUGAAAAAUCAAAUUACACUUAGUUUAUAUUUGAUUUAUAUAAAUAAUGAUUUUUUUUUUUAAUUCAAUUGUUGACUUCCAUUAAUAUUAACUAGUAUAAGAUUGCACUGAUCUAAAUAUUUCUAGUUGAAGAAGAGAAAUUAAAUAUUGUUUUGUUCAAAUUAAGAAUCAGUUUAUAAUUCAGAUUUUAUAAAUGGAGACAUUUUUACUUAUUUUUGCAAUGUGAAUAAUUUCAAAGUUUUAUUUGCAGAACAUUGUUAGUCAAAUUUUAUCAUCAAUGUAUACAGUAUAAAAUUUUGUACUGCAACAUUUUAAAUAACUUUCUUUUGCAAUUGUAUUUUUUUUUUUUUUUAAUAAUUCAAUCAUGAUAAUGCACAUUAAAUACAAAUCAAGUAGUGGCAUCAUUCAGAAGAUGCAAAUCUAUGUAACAGAAUAAGUGCAAUUAUAUUUUUACAACAUUUACAACUAAUCAUUCCACAAAAACUAUUAAUUUUUGAAAUGGUUAUUAGAUGUGCAAUUCUAAAUCAAAUAGAUGAUUUAUAUAUAUAUAGUUCUGCUAGUUUUAUACACAGUGUGUGAGUAAUAUAGAACAAGUGUGUGACAUACAUUAUAAUAAGAUAUAAGAGUGAUUUAGAUCUGUGGCAUUUUUUUAAUCUCAAUAUUUCUCACAAAUUAAUUCUUACAAGAAAAUCGUAUGCAACUUCAAAUAAUUUAAACUAUAAUUAGCAAUAAUUAUUUCAAUUUAUAAACAAUAUUUAAUAAUAAUCUAAUAAUAAUUGAAAUCUGAAUUACAAUUUAUGAAUCGUUUGAUGGCUAAAAAUAUUAUAAAAAUGUUACACGUCUAAACACCAGAACCAUUCCAUAAAUUAGAAUAAGAAAUUUUAUUGAUAGAAAUAAGAAUUGUACGAACCGAUAGAUUAUUUUCUGUUAUUGUACUUAGGCUACAGAAGUGUAUGCAAAAUUCUAGUUAACGUAUUAAAGAAAUAAUAAAUAUUGAUAAUGAACACUUA